This is a messenger RNA of Papilio machaon (common yellow swallowtail), 1256 nucleotides long. Its product is annotated as epidermal retinol dehydrogenase 2. Gene Ontology annotation, cellular component: lipid droplet. The transcript has 5 exons. Bases 195 to 1154 code for a protein of 319 amino acids. Gene Ontology annotation, molecular function: oxidoreductase activity, acting on the CH-OH group of donors, NAD or NADP as acceptor. The record is from RefSeq and is a predicted model, not a curated record. Lineage: Eukaryota; Metazoa; Arthropoda; Insecta; Lepidoptera; Papilionidae.
UAUUCUUGUUUGUCAAAUUCAAAGAUUGUGUAUUUUAUUUAACAAUUUACAUUACAUUGAGUUGUGGUUCCGUUAUCAAAUAAACCUUAUUAGCUGAUAAGAGAAAUGUUAGCUGGCGUUGUGAUGCAACCGAGUUCCGGGCGAUACAAUUAAAGUUCAUUUAAACUUUAUACACAGACAAGGGAACACAACUGAUGGGGAACACAAUUGGAACUGUUUUGAAUCCUAUGUUUCCAUUCAAAAUGUUACUCCGUUCUUAUUCCCUUUGUAUUUUAAUUGUGGAUGUGAUGUGGGUAGUUGUUAAUACUAACUAUGCAAUACUUCAAGCAGUGUAUGGUUUCUUUAAUCCUCCUCCAUUAAAAUCUUUACAGACAGAGACUGCCCUGAUUAUAGGAUCAGGGCGAGGAGUUGGUCGUCAGAUUGCUAUUCAAUUAUCUGAACUCGGGACUGUGGUACUUUGUGUUGAUAAGAACAUAACAAACAAUGAAGACACAGUGAAACUAAUAAGGAGUAGAGGUGGAAAAGCUUAUAUUUAUGAAUGUGAUAUAAUAAGAAAAGAAAAUGUGACAGAAAUGUCUGAACAAGUGAAGAAAGAUGUUGGUUUUGUGAGCAUGUUGUUUUACUGCUGUGGUAUUCCUAGUCCGCGGUCUUUGAUGACGCAACCUUCGCAAGAUAUACAUGAGACUUUGGACCUCACAUUGACUUCAUAUUUCUGGCUUAUAGAGAACUUCAUGCCUGAAAUGAAAGAAAGGAAUCACGGACAUAUAGUGGCAUUGACCUCUGUUGCUGGUCUGAGCUACAUUAAGGAUCAGAUGCCUUUCAGUGUAGCGCAGUUCGCUGUGCAAGGACUUGCCGAGUCACUGAUGGAGCAUUUGAGGAUCAAUAAGACUGAUGGUGUAUAUGUCACAUUGACACACAUCUAUCCAUUCAUUGUAGACGAAAAUUCAGAUUUAAGAUUAAGGAUUUCAAGUUAUUUUGGAACGAUAACACCGGAAAAAGCGGCCAAGUCUAUAUUGGACAGUGUCCGUCGUAACUACCCGGAAGCGUCUGUUCCCAAACAUCUUCUCUACCUCGGCCACAUUCUUAGGAUACUACCAAGGAAAGCUACAGUAUUAAUUAGAGACCUACUCGAUACAGGAGUCGAUUUCGCAUAAGUCAUUAAUAUAACAAUUGUAUGUGAUGUUUUAAGACUAUACUUUGUAAUAACAUAUGUAUGUUGUCAUUCUUAUUUACUUUUCGACUGUUUGAUUUUGUAC